Messenger RNA from Chara braunii, 2411 nucleotides. The record is from the annotation of a GenBank genome assembly. NCBI's taxonomy places the organism in Eukaryota, Viridiplantae, Streptophyta, Charophyceae, Charales, Characeae.
GCCAUGCACGUCUGAGUGUGAACAGUUUGCACUGUGAAAUGGAAGGAUUGGCAGCGACAGUAAUUCUGAGGCUGGGGCGAUGGGCGAAGAGGACGCAUAUGGGAGUGUUGGGCAAGGCCCUCGUCCUUAAAAAUUUGAUGCUGUCCACGAUGUGGUAUGCUGGGGCCAUCCACAUGCCGAAGAGGCGGGUUUUCCAACAGUUGCGGGCAGCGGUGCAUAGAUACCUGUGGGCGGGAGAUACGGAAGCGGAGUCGGUAAUCCCCAGGGUGGCUUGGUCGAAGCUCACUCAGCCCAGGAGUCAAGUGGGGCUGGGGAUCUUGGACCCAGAAUUGCAGAUGACGGCGCUUGAACUGCACAACCUGCUGUGGUUUUUAUUGGGGACGGCGGGCACAGCGUGGGAGAGCCUUACCACUCAGCAUUUGGCCCUGGCGCUUGGCAUGACAGAGAAAAUGGUCCUAGUGGCGCUGGCCAGCCCAGGCCUCAUUAGCCACGUCAAGAGGAACCAGGUUUGGUCCGCUGCGCUGACGUUGUGGAAAAAGCUCCAAUUACAGCAGGAGUUACCGGUCACCGCUGACGAUGUCUAUAAUCAACUCCUCUUUGACAACCCUAGCAUACGUGACGAUGAGGGUGAUCUGUUUCCAUGGCAGGGGAAGCCAGGAGCUUUUGGGAAGCAUUGGGCGGAAUGUGGGGUCUUUAAGAUCGGGCACCUGUGGGACGAGGAAGAGAGGGACUGGAGGAAAGAGGCUGACAUGGCAGUGCGGCUCCCCCACAAGUUCCGGAGGCGGCAACACCUAUUUGCCCUUCAGCGGGCUAUUCCCACGCAAUUGGUGGAUACACUGAGGGUGGACCAUAGAGUGGUGGGAGAAUGGGUGAGACGCAAGGGAGAGACACACCCCCUGCAGGUAUACCAGAUCACACAGGUACAAGGUGAGGAGGCGGUGACGCGAGCAUGGAACGUGGUGACUGGGUAUGAGGGUCUGGGAGCCCCAAUGAGAGUCGGACCUGGUGCGGAGACGCGGUGGAGGACUGACGAAAUUGAGACGGUCGCGGUAUGCGCAGAGAAGAAAAAAGAGGUGGGGCUGGGAAGUGCCCGACCCUUUCGGAUUUGCAGCACAAGGCGAGAGCUGGCGAUUGAUCCGCAAGAAUGGAGCUGGCCUAAGCAGAAUUAUAAUAAACAAAAAGUCCGGCUCCCUCAAGUGACUACCAGGAUCAUGUACCGCUCCCUCCUCCCCCCAUUGGAUCUGCGUGAAGAACAGGUGGACCGGUGGGCCAAACGAGAGUGGCUUCCCGUGAUCUACCUGUACCGGUGGCGACAGAGGGAAUGGAGAGAGCAGUGUGCAGUGCUGCAAUCUUUGUCGAAUCAGAAGCAGGCAGGUCUGUUGUGGCUCAUCUACCACCUGGCGGUCCCCACAGCGCAAUGGCAGGCCAAUGAAAGCAAUUAUCGGGACGAGCGUUGUACUGCGGGAUGCGGCCAGGUGGAAACCAUCCCUCAUCUCUUCGUCGCCUGUCCGACUCUCCAACAGUUUUGGAUGUGGUGGGCCGCAGAAGUAGGAAAGUACUCUCCUUUCUGUGUCAUGGAGGACGAUGUGGCACACAUUUUACUGGGCGCCCUGAUCAAGGUGGACAGGAAGGACAAGGGGGAGCUCUAUGCCUCGGAGGUGAUACGAGCGGCUGUUCUCUGGGCCAUCUGGACCCUUCGAAAUGAAUGGUGUCGACAGGGCAGGGUGAUCACCCUGCAAGCUUUACGCACACGGGUCCUGGAGAGCCUGCGCACGGCCAUGUCCACUGAGGCUCUGCGGAGUAGGAGAGCCAAAGAUCACGGUCUGACGAAGUUCUGGGCCGUCUGGGGUAAGUAUCCAGGCUUGGUACAGCAGGAUGGGAAUCCGGGGCUAUGGAAAUAUGGCCCGGCCCUGUGCAGUCACGGGUCUGCUUAGGACUAGGGACCGGAGCCCCCCAGAAUAGAAGCGGCAGUGUGUGUGUGUGGAAAAAAAAAAAAAAAAAAAACUGCGAAUGGCUCAUUAAAUCAGUUAUCAUUUAUUUGGUGGUCUCCUUACCACUCGGAUAACCGUGGUCAUUCUAAAGCUAAUACGUGCAGCAUAUCCCGACUUCUGGAAGGGAUGUAUUUAUUGGAUAAAAGGCCGAUCCGGGCUUGCCCGUUGUUGCGGCGAAUCAUGGUGACUUGUCGAAUCGCAUGGCCUUUGAGCCGGCGAUGUUCCAUUCAAAUUUCUGCCCUAUCAACUUUCGAUGGUAGGAUAGAGGCCUACCAUGGUGGUAACGGGUGACGGAGAAUUAGAAUUCGAUUCCGGAUAGAGAGCCUGAGAGAUGGCUACCACAUCCAAGGAAGGCAGCAGGCGCGUAAAUUACCCAAUCCUGACAUAGGGAGGUAGUGACAAUAAAUAACAAUACUGGGC